Messenger RNA from Hypanus sabinus (Atlantic stingray), 2722 nucleotides. RefSeq names its product protein ITPRID2-like. The coding region runs from base 317 to 1435 and encodes 372 amino acids. The transcript is spliced from 6 exons. Gene Ontology annotation, molecular function: signaling receptor binding. NCBI's taxonomy places the organism in Eukaryota, Metazoa, Chordata, Chondrichthyes, Myliobatiformes, Dasyatidae. The record is from RefSeq and is a predicted model, not a curated record.
UCCGUUACAGCUUGCAGGCGAUACUUAGCAGAUAGUAAAACCAACGUGCUCAAUUACAUGUACGGAUGUUUUGAGUCUGUGUUGAGGCACACACAGGAAAUGGUUUAACCAGCAGCGGUUAGGGUUUCUAACUUGUUCAGCUUCCUUCUUCCUGUUUAGAAUCCAGGCUUAAAGUUAGUUGAAAUUUGAGGAAACUGUCAGUGGGUGCUGUGAUGCCCAGCCUGUGUCCCUCCGAACUGAGGUAACCGACUACGAUAGGAAACCACAUGUUCUCAAGACGGUGCAAGUCUGAGGGUAAAAUAUAGAAGGUAACCCGAUGGAGGGCUCAACCCCUCAACUCCAAUCUUCUUGGGACAAAAAUAUCUCCAGGAAACGCAGAGCCUGGGCUCAGAGCAGAGGGCAGCGGCAGAACGUGGAAGAAAACCUCAAAGGAACAGGCUGCAGAGCAGAUGCCGGCUUGAGUGGUGUGAACAGAGCUGAAGGUAACCCGAGCACUGGAGCCAAGGGCAAUGUGUCACGGAAACCAAGUCAACCAACGUUAUCAUGUAUCUCUCAAAUACUGGAAUUUUACAAAGAGGAUCCUGAAGAUAUACUGUAUAAUCUUGGCUUUGGAAUGGAAGAGCCGAAUAUUACAGCAAAAAUCCCAUCCCGCUUCUUCAGUUAUACCUCCCAUGCCAAUGGAAUUAACUUCAGGGUCUUUUUAGAAGCUCAGGUGAAGAGAUUGGGGGAAGAAAAUCCCAGCUACACACUGGCAAGUCGCUUCAGGCAAAUUGAGGUUCUCACAACCAUGGCGAAUGCCUUAACCUCCCUGUAUUCCCGUGUUUCCAAAACACCCGUGACGAAGAUUGGACCUGUCCACGAGUUUUCCUUCAGUUCUGAUAAAUUCAACAGAAGUCCAGAAGGGAAGUUCCCAGGUGGCAAAGCAGUUCAGAAACUGAGGAAAACAAUUACUAAGUUGUGCUUGUACGGACCACCCAAGGUGUCGGAAUAUCCAAAACAAAAGGAAGAAUCAGCAAGCAAAACGAGCUCAGGACUAGAUCAAUCUCAAGAGUGCACUAUGAAGACAGACUGGGUGAGGACUGAGCCUAACGGCUCAGGAGAAGUUUGUGAAAAGGCCAUCAGUUCAAGAGACAGUGAAAGAUCAGAGUCUUCUUGCCCAAAGGAGGAAGAAAAUCAGCAAGCCAGCAGUGCCACGACCAAGGAGGUGUGGAAUGUGGACAUUGGGAGGUCUAAGGUUUACACUGUCAGCACAAGGAGUACUCCACUAAUGGAGUCUCCUAGUGAACAGUCGGAGUGUUCCAAUCCUGUGCCAUCACUGCUGGGAAGAGAGGUUGUUUCCUACUCUGGUGGGUCAGACGAUCAGCACAUUGAUGCACAAGAGCAACCACAGCAGCUCAAAGCGUCACCUGAAAGUCCAGAAUAUUUUGCCAAUUGAUGUGUUGUACGAACAUUAUACGAAGUAUGAAAGUUGAUCAGUAAUCUUUUGACCAGUCAGCAAUGAGCUUCAUGUGGAUACACUUGAUAAGAAGCUAACCUACUUCCCACCAACAGGGAGUCGGAUACAAUGCUGCAUCCCAUUCCUUGCCAUUCUGGGCAAAAAAAAACUUCCCCUUCCAGUGCAAAUGAUUAUGUGUUUAUAUAAAAAGGAGACAGAACCCUGCAUGAGAUUUAGGAUUAGUCCUGAAGCAGGCUAACGGCCUGAGACAAUGACUAUUCUUUUUCUCCCACAGAUGCUGCCCGACCUGUUGAGUUCCUCCAGCAAAUUGUUUGUUGCUCCAGAUUCCAGCAUCUGCCGUCUCUUGAAUCUUGAUUGUUAAUAAACCAGUUUCCCAGCAGCAAAGGAAGUACAAUUGAUUGGAAUUGGUUUAUUAUUGGUCUAUUUCUUGACAUGUAUAGUGAGGUAAAGUAAAAAUCUUGUCCUCCACACUGUACAUGCAGAUCAAAUUAUUACACAUUGCACAGAGAUUGCAAAAGAUGCAGAAAAAAUCCAGAAUAAGAUGCAACAGGUGCAGUGAAAAUGCAAUGCAGGUGAACAGUAAAGUGCAAGGUUAAAAUGAGGUAGAUUGUGAGGUUGAGAGUCAAUUGUAUUGUGCUAAGGAACCAUUCAAGUCUUAUAAUAGGAGGUAGAAGUUGUCCUGGAGCCUGGUGAUAUGAGCUUUCAUGUUUUUUUCAUCUUUUGCCUGGUAGAAAGGGGAGAAGAGAGAAUGCUUGGGGUGGGUGGGGUCUUUGACUAUGUAGGCUGCUCCACUGAGGCAGUGAGAAGUACCGCCAGUCUAUGGAGAGGGGGCUGCUGCCCAUGAUGUGCUGAGCUGUGCCCACAACUCCCUGUAGUUUCUUGAGGUCACUGGCAGAACAGUGGCCAUGUCUGACAAUUCAACAUGUUCCAUAUGAGCAGUACUAAAAGAUUUAUAAAGCUAUGGGUUUUUAAUCUUUAGUAAAUUGUUGAUUGGUUUUGGAAUUUUUCUUUUGGUUUGACAUGAUGCACAAUGUUUUUUUGUAAAUUAGCUCAAGAAAUCCAACUUCAAUAUAUUUUAAAUUUAGAAAAUGAAAGAGUAAGAUAUGAAAAUAGUUCUGGGAGCUGAAUACUUUUUCAAGGCACUGUAUGUUUACUUACAUAUGCCUUGUGCUGUAUAUGACUGUUGGUACUAUGUUUUGCACUGUGGCCCCGGAGAAAUGCUGUUUCAUUUGGCUAUAUUCAUGUAUGGUUGAAUGAUAAUUAAAC